AUUACCGUAUAUUCCUACGUGGGCGGGUAUCCACAAGAAGGUUAUUUGUUUGCCUGCCUUAGUUAGGUCGUUGGAGCUUUUAAGUAUUUGAUUUAUUAAUUUAGGUCGGUUUACAGUGCCAAGCCCAAAUAGGGGUUUAUAUGGACAUUGACGCCCAUACAUGAACACUGAUCAGCUGUAUGACAUUAUCACAGUGCCAAGCCCAAAUAGGGGAAAAUAUGGACAUUGACGCCCAUACAUUAAAGGUUGAUCAGCGUUAUGACAUUAUCACAGUGCCAAGCCCAAAUAGGGGUUUAUAUGGACAUUGACGCCCAUACAUGAACACUGAUCAGCUGUAUGACAUUAUCACAGUGCCAAGCCCAAAUAGCGGAAUACGUUAACCUUAUCUCGUGAAAGCCACAUCUUCCAAAAUAUUAUCAUUGCACACAAAGUGUUUUCACCUGGUUUACGCCCUCGAGAAGCUAAGCGUCCCAAGAAACGGCAUAAUAAAUACAUGGACGACAAUCAAUACAUGGAUGACAAUCAAUAGGUCAAGUACGUUUCUCCUUUUGUUUGCGUCCACCUCGUAGCAAACAUUGGAUGUAACAAAGCAUCAUUCAAAUGGGCUCUGAUUGGAUCUUAUCUGAAAGCACCCAUCACUAUCUGCUUCCCUGAUGCCUGAUCUCCCUUUCUGACGGCCAUCUUUGUUCAGUGGCGUGGUAUGUCGUGGAAUACUGAACCAGAUCCAAAACGAGGCUUCUGUCUCCGCGUAGGCAAACUGACAUUUUACGACAUAUUGUAUCUUGCUCUCUGGGGAUGCGUGAUAUAUUACAACGCCUCCGUCACUAUGGAAGAUGGGGAGGAGAUCCCUCUAAGAGAAGGCAUUCCAAUCUUCAUCAGGUCCCCUGCUUGGACUGAAAGCAAGGAUUCUUUGGCGAGGCUGUUUAGUUAUUUUCGUAACCAUGGUUGGAAAAGAAUCUGGGAGGAUGUUGUAGAGACUUUACAUUCUGCCAGGGAACACAAUGCUUUCAAGGUCUUAGGUUAUGAUCCGGGCGCCACACUGGAGGACGUAACCUAUGCCUUCAGGAAGAGGUCGCUUCAGUGGACCCACACAAAGAGAAAGAUCUCCAAAAGAAGGAAGAAGCUCAAGAACAUUUUAUGGAGAUCCAGAAAACUUACGAGAGACUAUCAUCAAUUAAGGCUCAGAGAUCUGUCAAAAGUCAAAGUCAAGCCAACCACUAAAGGGAGAAUAUUGAUACAUAUUAGCAUUGUACAUGUAAGUGUGGUGUGAACAUCAUCACGUAGGUCGUAUGCACAUUUUGCCAAAAUCACAGACUUAGAGAAUAUUUACGUUUUAAUCAUCAGAAAAAAUCUCAAGUUUGAGAAAUCUAUGUUUUUGUGUUUUCUUCAUAUCGUAAAUUGGCAAAAUGUCAUUAAUUCUUUUCUUUUUCUUUUAAGAUCCAUAUCAGUGUACAUGUGAGCCUUUUCUACGGUUUGAAACAGAAUAUAAAUGUUUUGUUAAUUGUU
Messenger RNA from Haliotis rufescens (red abalone), 1506 nucleotides. RefSeq lists its product as uncharacterized. Gene Ontology annotation, cellular component: plasma membrane; early endosome. Gene Ontology annotation, biological process: endocytosis. Lineage: Eukaryota; Metazoa; Mollusca; Gastropoda; Lepetellida; Haliotidae. Bases 701 to 1270 code for a protein of 189 amino acids. The transcript is spliced from 2 exons. The record is from RefSeq and is a predicted model, not a curated record.